Messenger RNA from Zootermopsis nevadensis, 1461 nucleotides. Its product is annotated as paired box pox-meso. The record is from RefSeq and is a predicted model, not a curated record. Gene Ontology annotation, biological process: regulation of transcription by RNA polymerase II; anatomical structure development. NCBI's taxonomy places the organism in Eukaryota, Metazoa, Arthropoda, Insecta, Blattodea, Termopsidae. Gene Ontology annotation, molecular function: DNA-binding transcription factor activity, RNA polymerase II-specific; RNA polymerase II cis-regulatory region sequence-specific DNA binding.
UGGUUACACUUUCAGCGGGGAGCGACGUUCCAUGGAUCUCCGAGGCGUAGUCUCCUUGUGGGGGGACUGAACACAACAGAAGUUUGUGGCCAUUUUCAUGCGCGUUUAUUGCUUUUAUUAAGGAAAGGGGGUUUCUACUGUGCAUCAGUGAUAAGGAGUGAUGUUGAGGGAGUGGUAACUGAAAUGAGAAUCGUGUGGUUCUUCAUGUUGUCUGGAGUUCACCGUAGUUAAGUGGAAGGAUUUUAAGUCCACAUAAGAUAAGUCUCUUAAGAAAGGCCUUGUAUCUGCUUUGGAAAAUAAAAAAAAUUCCGUCUUCAGUCUUGUUUUUAAGUGACAACGUAAACUAGACCUAAUUUUAACAAGAAAUUUUAUCUUGCGUUUACGUAGUUGAUUAUGUGGUCAGUGUGGAUUAACCUUUUAAUAUUCAAAACCGUAUAGUGUGGUGAAGUGUUGAUGGAGCAGGUGUCAUAAAGGAUUUGCGUAAUGAGGCUGGAAGUGACUGAAACGUCGGUGAGACAUUUGGAUCGCAAUUGAAUCAAGAGGACCUUGGCUAUUUAAUACCAGCUACAGGAUUUCCACGUGGAAACUGUAGGAAUGGAGACUGAUUCACAAUGCCAGCAGUAUGGAGAGGUGAACCAGCUGGGAGGAGUGUUUGUGAACGGGCGUCCUCUACCGAACGCCGUUCGCCUACGCAUCGUAGAAUUGGCUCAACUUGGGAUCAGACCUUGUGACAUAUCGAGACAACUCCGGGUUUCGCACGGAUGCGUUUCCAAAAUCCUGGCCCGAUAUCACGAGACAGGGUCAAUUUUACCCGGAGCCAUCGGAGGGAGCAAACCUCGGGUUACGACGCCGAAGGUAGUGGGAUACAUCAAGGAACUUAAGCAGAAGGACCCUGGUAUUUUCGCCUGGGAGAUCCGGGAUAGACUUUUGUCAGACGGUGUUUGUGACAAAUACAACGUUCCUUCUGUAAGCUCCAUUAGUCGAAUUCUGAGGAAUAAGAUCGGUACCCUGCUUCAUCAUCACUCUGGUGCAGUACACCAUCCUCACCUGUACAACUCAAUCUACCCGACAUACCCUUAUCCGACGGCGGCAGGAGCCGUGACCCACCAAGGGGUGGCUAACAAGCUGCCAGGGGUCUGUUCAUCCCCGUCGCCUCCAGGGUCGCACUGUAUGGCACCCCCCAGAGGACCUCCCGCCCAAUGCUGGCCGAGUUCCCAUUCCGUGUCGGACAUUCUAGCGAACGCUCAUCACCACGUUUUUUUUGCCGGGUUUCGAACCACGGUCCAGCACUCCGGAGUAAACUCAGCGUCCGAUCCAUCGGCCGCAGCUGCUGCUCAGAACUACAAUUAUUAUCACAUGUACCUGCAGGGCUGCAACGCGAAUGGAAACGUCCACAAUUCGGCGGCUCUCGCAGUUAUGAACGGCCAUCAUAGCUUGUCCAGUCAGGCCACGACUUUAUAG